Messenger RNA from Trichoderma virens Gv29-8, 510 nucleotides. RefSeq lists its product as uncharacterized. The record is from RefSeq and is a predicted model, not a curated record. Bases 1 to 510 code for a protein of 169 amino acids. The transcript is spliced from 2 exons. NCBI's taxonomy places the organism in Eukaryota, Fungi, Ascomycota, Sordariomycetes, Hypocreales, Hypocreaceae.
AUGUCCCGUCUGACAGUUCUGAUACUAUUCGCUCUAAACACGGAAAGGCCGCCACGAGAAAUGCACAAGAUAGGUGGUCACAAAUGGUUUGAGUCUAUUAGCUGUCUUGUGUCCUCACUGUGUGAAAUUACUUCGCGGCUUCAAGGCCAACGUUCUAGUAUAUUUGGUGGGGCAAAUAUUUCGCCAUGCCUACUCCUGGUUGUUUCUGUCGUCAGCAACGUCAUCCAAGUGUAUGAGGUGGCCCUGGAAAGCCUCAAAAGCUCAUGGAAGGCUCCGACUCAACAACCGAACUUGCAUGAGAAACUUCAGAUACUCGCAGAUGCUAGCACCAUGGAGUUUCACCUGGUCUCCCUACGCAGAAUCUACGACCACAGCAUUCUCGACAUGCCUAGCAAAUACGCAGGGCAGCGGCUCGAUAAGCUGUUGGGUGUAUUGCAGCAGUGUAUUCAGCAAUGGCGUUUACUGGAUUUAUCAGCUGCCCCCGGCACAGAAUUUGCAGGAAUGCCUUGA